Messenger RNA from Lachancea meyersii CBS 8951, 2217 nucleotides. The record is from the annotation of a GenBank genome assembly. NCBI's taxonomy places the organism in Eukaryota, Fungi, Ascomycota, Saccharomycetes, Saccharomycetales, Saccharomycetaceae.
AUGUAUGGUGGACACCGAGGCCGGUUUCGCAAGGUUUCGGAAGCCCCCGGUGGAGGGUCUCCAGGACGUGCUCAACAGCGAGACGUACUAGUGUUCUUGAGCCCUGACGAGCAAAACAAACGCGAGAAACUGACGUUCUCUUCGCUUGAAAGCCAUAGGAAGCCUUUGGAGCAAGUUGAUGAAAGCUCAGAGCUGCUGGACAGUUCUGACCACCGCAACAACCUACAGUUUUACAAAGAAUCAGCAUGCGAUGACUACGGGAACGAAGAUUAUCAUGACAACAACAGAAGCCCACCUGGGAAACCUCCUUUGUCAGGUCUGACCAGAAGUGCGCGAACCCUGAAUCUGGUACAGGUUCCUGCCAUUAACGACUACAUGGACAACUGGAGUCCUUUCGAAGAACGACCCGAAACGCCUGCCAACCUUAAACGUACUGCAAGCAAAAGCGAACUUUCUCCCUUCGUCAACGAUCCCGAGGUGCUGCGCAAGUGGAUGUAUAAGAAGGUCGAGGAGUCUCCGAACAAAUCCAAGAGCAGCUCCUUAUCCCCGUCACAGACUCACUUCGCCAAGCAGCGGAAAACUUACUCUCAACAGGCCUUUUCUAAUGCAAAACCUGAUCAAAGUGCAUUUAUGUCUACAGGCCUCAAAUCGAAAAUGCAAUCGCAUCUCAUGCCGCAGGUAUUUAGCACACCAGACACACCUGUCAAAAAAUCGCCACUUAAUAAAAGCGCUAAUACAACAUCCAUAAUGGACUCCCCCAUGCAUUCCUACACAUCAAUAACUGCACCGUAUGGGUCUAUAAACCAAUCGCCAUUAAGUGCUGCUCAUAGCAGAUUCAAUUCUUCCAACAUCACACAAUCCUCACUUUCCCUUGGACAAAACAAGCAUGCCAAAGCUUCGAAGGUGUUCAGCAAUACUGUUUUGACGAAUACUUUGCAGCAAUUCACAGAUGAUCUUUACGGAAACGACGACGACGAUGCGUUUUUGUCUGAUUGCGCUCCUUCGACAGCUCCCACGGUAACGUUUUCGGGAGAUCCAAACAGUCCAUCGCAUACUCCUACAAAGUCUCCAUACGCCGUACGACAGCCUUCUCCUUUCCUAGCCUCGAAACCAAAGAGAUCCAUCAAUGCUAAAAUAAGCAGGGCAACAUCUCCAUCGUUGGAACAAUUACAAAUAAGCCCUGACUCGCACCUAGCUACCAAGUUCAGCAACGUUGGUACCAUUGGAAGUGGUCAUUUCUCCAGUGUUUACCAAGUGACCUUCGAACAAACGGGCAUCAAAUACGCAGUCAAGAGCAUGCGACCUAAUAAGUUCAACUCAACGGCUAGAAUUUUGCAGGAAAUCGAAAUUCUAUCGCAAAUAAGCGAAACUACCCUGGAUGAAGAGGGAAAAGACUAUGUGCUUAAUUUUAUAAGCUCAUGGAAAUUUCAAGGGAAUUUCUACGUUAUGACAGAGUACUGUGAGAACGGUGAUCUGGACUCUUUUUUGAAAGAGCAGGUAAUGAGCAAGAAAACGCGGCUUGAAGAUUGGCGAAUAUGGAAAGUUAUCGUGGAGCUGAGCCUGGCGCUCAAUUUUAUACACGAUUCUUGCCAAAUUGCUCACCUGGAUAUGAAGCCAGCAAACGUGUUGAUUACAUUUGAAGGUAGCUUAAAGCUGGCGGAUUUUGGAAUGGCUGCGAAGCUACCUGUUGUCAAUAAUGGCUUGGAGAACGAAGGCGACCGAGAGUACAUCGCGCCAGAAAUCAUUUCCGAUUGUAUAUAUGAUUUCAGGGCUGACAUUUUCUCGCUGGGACUAAUGAUAGUUGAAAUCGCAGCCAACGUCAUGCUGCCUGAUAACGGGAACGCGUGGCACAAAUUGCGUUCGGGCGAUUUGUCCGAUGCUGGGAAGCUCAGCUCCACCGAAAUACACUCACAGUCAUUGUUUUCAAGCACGAAUACCACCACAGAGAUCACUAAUAUAUCCUCACAGGGGGAAGCUAAACUCGAUUUUCUGGUCGACAGCUGCAACAAGAUUCCGGCGUGGGUGCCAAAAUUUCUAAUCGAUGGUGUUUCUCUCGAGAGAAUGGUACGACGCAUGAUAGAGCCAGACUACCGGAAAAGACCUACUGCAAGCGAGAUUUUGCACUCAGAAGAAUGCAAGUAUGUGGAAAUGACUCGUAAGGCCGGCGCCAUAGUUCAAGAAGAUGAUUUCGGGCCCAAACCCGAGAUGUUUAUGUAA